Molecule: messenger RNA, 2540 nt
Organism: Ruditapes philippinarum (Manila clam)
Lineage: Eukaryota; Metazoa; Mollusca; Bivalvia; Venerida; Veneridae
Product: mucolipin-1-like
Exons: 5
Coding region: 11-931 (306 amino acids)
Cellular component (GO): lysosomal membrane; plasma membrane
Molecular function (GO): NAADP-sensitive calcium-release channel activity
Source: RefSeq, a predicted model, not a curated record
UUUUUACCAGAUGACAUAUUUCUACAUGAAAGGUAAUUAUCAUGAUAUAUACGGUGAGUCGUGUCAAGAAGAUAACCUUCCAUGGAUGGAGUAUUUUUGUAAUGUAAAAUGGUGGUUUAUUAUGUCUUUAACUGGUGAUGUGUUCACAUUGAUGGGUGUUUUAUGGAUAGUGACAACGCUCGGUGAGGACAGUGAUUUCAAACAGCCUUUGAAAGAAUGGGACAAGAAUGUUGUGUAUAUUGGCUCAGGAUGUUUAUUGACAUGGUUUUCUAUGUUACGAUUUAUAAAAAUUAAUCACAAGUUCACGUUGUUGUUCAAAACACUCAAAAGAUCAGCUGUAGACGUCAUCUUUUUCAUGACAUGUGUAACCAUCAUCUUUGUGGGUUUUCUGUUUUGUAUUUAUAUUGUACUUGGACCAUACAAUGUUCAGUUUGACAAACUUUCUACAACUGCGGAAACAUUAUUUUCGUUGAUAAAUGGUGACGAAAUUUUUGUUUCGUUUGAAUAUCUAAAAAGGGAAGAGGCUGGAGACCAAAAAAGAAUAUAUUUAUUUUCAAGAGUUAUCAUUUUUGUCUUUGUUAUCAUCUUCACUGUGUUUGUAUUAAACCUCUUGAUAGCUUUGUUCAACAGCGCUUAUGAAGUCGUUAAGAAUUCAUAUGAUCAAGAAAAAGAAACGGAACAAACAAGAAGGGAGACCGUACCAAAGACGCUGACGUAUUUCAUGUGUAAAGAUUUCGAAGAAAGUGCAAAAUUUGACAGGUGUUGCGGUGCCUCGCUUGAUGGAAAAAAGUUAUUUAGCCACAGAUGUUUCACGAAAAAUGAUGAUGGGUGUAAUGGUUGUACAUGUGGAGUUUUCAACACACUGGUUCAUUUCUUAUGCUGCAAUAUUUUUACAAUUUGUUGUUGCCAUUGUAAGGCAACAACAAAGUAAAGAGAACAAACUACGUUAUUUCCUCAAGCAGAAAGUAUGAUGCUGUUCGCAAUAUAAGACUUCAGUGUCGCAUCAUUGGUAUAAAGUGUUUUUUACAUUCAGCAGUUUUCUGAACAUACGUCUAGACAUUUUUGUACAAUGUAAGUUAUCUCUUUAUAUUUCACUUUCUAAACGACGAAAGGAAAAACAAAUCUGGAUGAAUUUGAUCCCUCGGUAGCAUAAAUCACAACAAAAUUACAUGAAAAUUGCAGAUUUGCUUAGAUUGAGGAUGUAUAUGAGGGAUUUAUAAAACAGUGCAACAUCUCUCACGUCCUUCCCCACAGGAUUAAGCGGUACACUUAAAAUUUUAGAAUUAUUGAUCCCGAACUACUCCAUUUAAGGGUGAUAUGCUUUUUUAACUUGUCUCAAAUUGCAAUGACGAGAUAUUAACACGAUUUUAUAUGUUUAUGAUAAAAAAGGACACUCGAUUAUCUGUGAGCACGAUAAAUUGGUGGUUUCGAGUCCUAUGAAGGACUUUGGAUUUUUUUCAUGUAAAUACCGGAGCAUUGGUGGUUCUACUCUGGUGAUCGAUUUGGCAUGAAAUAAUGCACAAAAGGGCAACUGAGGUAAUCCUCAACAAAUUAACUUAUAAUGUCGCUAUAUGACCUCUACUUCGUUAGUGCAAUGUAAACCUCGAAAAAAUAAGAUGAGUGUAUAUUUGCUUAUAUAUAUUCUUAAAUGAACGUUAUUGUUAUUUUAUUAUUUAUAUAAGUUAAAGUUCGAUUGUAGAGAAAGCUACUUGUUUAUAUGAACCAUAUCAUAGUGCGCUUCCUGAAAUGAACCUGUACUUGAGAUACCUGGUUCUAAAUUUAACAAAGAUCCAAAAAUAAUAUUUUUCAUUUUAGAAUUAGCCAUAGAAUUGUAGAAACAAAUCACACGCUGAAAACAAAUGAAGCUUAGUUAUGAAGAUGCUUGCCAAUUUGCCAAAGACAUUAAGAAACUUUGAUUCAUUUGUUCAAUGACUGUGAAGUGAUGAAACAAUUUUGGCUGCAACUUCAAUCUUAAUAACAAAUAAAUGUAGUAUUAAUUUUGAUAGCUGGACUGCUUAAGAUAUAUUAUUUGGUAAUACAAAGUUGGAUUUUAUCUUAAAUAAGAUAAUAUUUCUUAUAAAUUAUAGUAAAAUAAAACAAAUAAGGCCUCGAUAAGAAACUUUAACGGCACAAAUUGUUGCCAAUUAUAACAUUGAAAAAAUUGUUGCCAAACAAACUGUCAAGUAUAAAAAGUUUGACAAGUCAUGGGAAAAGUUAAAUGCCUAGUUCCUCCAGCUCCAACUCAAUGGAGAAUAUUAUAUACAUGUACAUAUAAUUCAUAGGUUUUAUGUAAUUUCUAUUUACUUUUUCCACAAUACAGUACAUGAUUACAGGUUUAAAAAUCAGGACAAAAUAUAGAAAUAAAAAAGAGUUUUUUAAAUCCUACUCACUAGCAUUAUAAAAUGUGAACAUUUGCCGCCUUAUUCGCAUCCUUUCUGAUUCUCUUGUUAAAUCGUUUUUGCAUGUAUUUAUAUUUUAUUCCUUUACUUGUCAGUAAGAAGGAAACCCUUGUGCACCAGAGACCUUUGAUAUGUCAUUUU